UUCUACGUACCAUAAACAUAAUCCUAUUUUAAUCCUACAUAAUAUUAAUACCUUGUAUAUUGUUAUUCGUUCGAAAGGAAAAAAAAAAGCUUAAUAUAUUUAUAAAACAAAACAAAAAAAAAAGAAAAGAGAAAUGCUCCCUGUCAAGAAACGUCAUUAAUGAAUGAUAAAUAUUAAUAAUAUCAGUAUUUAAUGAUAUCUACAUAAAAUCUAAUCGAUAUUAAAACAUCACUCGAUAAAAGUAUUGAUCAAAUGUUUAUAAUAAAAAAAUGAUUCAUAAAAAUUGGAAUUAUUGUAAGGAUUUGUUCGAUGAUAGAAAUUAUGAGGAACUUUUUAAAAGGGAUCAUAUCGAUGAGAUAUAUAAAAGGAGUUUGUUUACGAGGGAUAAAAUGAAAAAUCUUACACAAGCAGAAUUGCACAAUGUUAAAAAGAUUCGUAAAGAUUUAAAGGCCAUGUUACCGAUGAUACCAUUUUCUGAAGUUAAACGAUUUCAUUUAAAACACAAUGAAGCAGUUAUCGAUGAACUUAAGGAAGAAGGUUUGGAAGAAGCAGCUGAUUUUAUUAAAAAAUUAAUUGAUUUCAAUGAAGAAAAAAGAAAUAUUGCUGGCCCUGGUACAUCGAUCUGGACAAAGCCGCGAUUGAUGGAUCAACGAGAUCUAUUAAAUAAUCUUAAAGAAGCUUUAAUAGCAAUUGAAAAUGCUAAGAAAAUGGGUAAUAUUUUAAUAAUAUUCGUUCUAAACAAUACAAAAAGCAAAGCGUGCUUUUCUUUUUUUAAAUAUCCAAGGGAAACUUAUUUUCUUUUUGCAGAACAGUGGACUGAAGCAUCCAAUUGUUGGAUAAAAAUAUCAUUAUUUUUUCAAUCGAAAGGUCCAGAUUGGUGGUGGGUAACAAAAACACUUUAUCAAAAUGCCUUGAAAGCAGCUGAGUCUGUUAAAGAGGAUAAGGGAUACAAUAUUACUGUGGCACGAUAUCUUUAUGGAAGAUUUCUUUUCAUGAUAGGUUACUAUGGAAUAUUCUAUUUGUUAAACGAUAAUAAAAAGGAAAUCAUCAUUAAAAUUUCACUGGCUAUUCUUGUAACAAUAGAAACUGAAUGGCUCAAAGCGCUCGAGUACUUGGAUAUCGCGCGAGAAGCUUCAGAAGAAAAGAUAUGGAAAGUUACUUAUAUUUUAGACGAGAAACAAAAAACUAUUUUUAAAGAAUCUUGCGCUCUUAUAUAUAAAAUACUUAUUGAUCUUGUUCAAAGAAUUGAUGAAGAAGAUUCGGAGUUUCCUAUACAAGCUUGCAAUGAAGCUUUAGAAAGAGCCAAAGAUAGCAAGUGUUUCUUUCUUAUAAUGUUUUCUAAUAAAAAUAAUUAUUUUAUACAAAUAAUUAUUAUAUGUUUCAAGCUAGCUGGUAAUUAUGAUUACAUAGCUAAUGCAUUAUAUGAGUUAGGAAGGGCACAUUUACGUUAUGGCUAUGUAAAAGAAGCUUUGCAAGAAUUUUCUAAAUUACUUGCGAUAGUUAAAAGAAUACCAGAUCCAAAAGGAAUUUGUAAUGCACACAUGGAAUUAGCCUUUGCUUAUAAGGAAAUUGAUGAUACUGAAAAUACAGAAAAACAUCUACAAUUAUUUAGAGAAAAUGCUACCCAAUUUAAUUUACCAUAUAAACUUGCACAAGCGCAUUAUUAUACUGGCGAAUAUUUAUUAAAUCAGAUGAAACCAAAUUUGGCAACGUCACAUUUGGAAAAAGCAUUUAGUUUAUAUUAUGAUCUUGGAUAUAUUGAGGAAGCAGAUCAAGCAAGAUUUAUCACUGGAAUAUCAAGGGGACAAGAGCAAAUUAAUCGAUUUAUAAAUUUGAUAUUAGAAUGCGGAGAACAUAAUCAAUAUGCUUUGUUAAAAAUGUGUAAUUGGAAAAGCAACAGAGAUAUUUUUUGGACCGAUAAGCAACGCGAUAUUGAUACAGAUUAUCCUUAUGAAUAUUGUGAAUAUUUUACAUAUCCAGUACCGUCAAUUUUAAAUAAUUCGACAAAAGAAAAUUUAGAAAGUCAAUAGUAUGAGUAUCUCUUAAAAAUUGUGUCUUAUAUAUAUUAACCAUCUUAAUACUUGUAAUUUAAUAAAGAAUGUACUCUCUCUCUCUCUCUCUCUCUCUCUC
Molecule: messenger RNA, 2130 nt
Organism: Vespula pensylvanica (western yellowjacket)
Lineage: Eukaryota; Metazoa; Arthropoda; Insecta; Hymenoptera; Vespidae
Exons: 7
Coding region: 270-2030 (586 amino acids)
Molecular function (GO): protein binding
Source: RefSeq, a predicted model, not a curated record